AGGAAUCAUUCAUUAAUUCUGCUGGUCGUGGCAGUGAUCUAUUACUCUUAACAUAAAAUGUACACUGAGUCGGUGGGGCCCAAUGCCUUCCUACUUUCAGCGACAGACUCUCGCUGCCUUAUACCGUCGCCAUCGUCAGUGGAUAAUGUCUACGGUGGCAUCCCGUAUUUCCUAUUUGCUCGUUCCUCCUUGUCAUGAGUCGGCCGACCAUCUUACGCAGUAACGUUCAGCUCUAUCUCACCAACUCAUGCAAGAUGACAAUGUUGCAUGGUGAGAGCAGGUAUCCAAACCCUCUUGUCUUCAAUCUGGACCGAAUCCUCAAGGAUGACUUCCGGAACGCAGGUGUUCCUGAUCCUGAAGUAUCUUUGGUUUUGGAAGGAGACUUCGCCUUGGACAGCUGGACGUUUCAUGGCAAAGGAGUCGAUGUGGAUUGCAAUUGCAUCUCUGCUUACAACCUUCGAGUUCCUCAAAUCCAUUGGACCGGAUGGCAGUCCCAUUACACCUAAAGAAGAAUAUGUUGCUGGAUUUCUCAGGUAUUUGAUGAUUGCUUGGCACGCUGAGUGCUCUAACAUGGCGGGGUUUUAUCAUCCACUGCGUCAUCCGAAACCUUUCCUCUGUGACAUUCGCCCGCGAUCAGAGGAACGCGUAGCUCUUAUUUUGACAAAUGAAAGUGACGUUUAGGGCUCGGAUCUUGUUCUUCUAUACGAUAUCUGCUCAAUGUGGUUAAACAAAUUCUGAAUUCGGACAGAUAGUACACAUCCCUCCAUGGAGAAAUAUGGAAGCUGAAGAAGCAUCUAAACACAGUUAUAAUCACGAUCGUCUCCGCAGGGUGAUUCGCGAUCCGCAUUGAGAGUGCGGCCUGCCACGACAUCAGAUUCAGUGUUACUCAAUGCACAUACCGCCAUGAGGAGUGUUUGCUUUCUCUGCAAUAAAAUGCUCUCAAACUGUUAUGCAGCGACUUAUGGCGUGAAAUAGGGUUUUGGUAGUCUGAUACGCUGCCGAUCCCUAUCAAGACGACAGCGUGAGAUGAGCGGUUUCAGUGAGGAGUUAUAAAUCUCCUUCGCUGACUGUCAACGAUGUCGCUUUCAUCCCUACCGAAGUCGGUGGGAACCAUGGGGUUCACCUUGUUGAAUAUUGCGAUCUGUUCUGCUGCGCUACUCGCUUUUCACUGGUUGUACUCUAGGCGCGGGUCUCGACACUCGAGUCCACCUAGUCUUCCCGGACUUCCCAUCAUUGGGAACCUCAGAGACUUGCAAGCACAUGAGAAUUGGUUGACCUUCUUUCGAUGGGGAAAGGCAAACAAUUCUGAUCUCAUCCACCUACGUUCAUUUGGAACUGACUUUGUGGUGGUCAACACUCUCGAAAUCGCCACUGACCUCUUCGAUAAAAGAUCUUCAAUCUACAAUGAUCGCCCUCGAUAUACAAUGCUAAAUGAGCUGGUUGGGUUUGAAUGGUUGAUUGGUCUUAUUCCCUACGGCGACCUAUGGAAGGAUACCAGAAGAAGUUUCCACCGAGAGAUUGGUUCUGUUGGGCUCAAGCGUUUUACUAAUAUAGAGCUUGCUGCCUCACGACAACUUCUCAGGCGACUUCGUUCAUCUCCCGAGGCAUAUAUGAAGCACAUCAGACACAUGGCCGGUCGCAUCAUCAUGCGUAUAGCUUAUGGAAUAGAGAUCAAAGAAGAGAACGACGUGUACAUAGAUAUCGCUGAGGAGGCAAUGCAGGCUUUCAGUGCUUGUACAAAUGCAGGAUCAUUCCUGGUCGAUCUCAUGCCCAUAUUGAAGUAUCUGCCCGAAUGGUUUCCUGGCUCAGACUUCAAACAGCUUGCAAAAGCCUGGCGUGUACCAGUGACUGCAAUGUUAGACCGUCCAUUCGAGUUCGUCAAGAAGCAUACGGAAUUGGAUGAUAUACCCACUUGUGCGGCAGUGACAUUACGUGAAGAUAUGAAGAAGAGAGAUGUAGAUCCUGCAUAUGCAGACUACGUUGCGAAGGCAACGUUGGCAUCCAUGUACGCCGGAGGAGCUGAUACGACCGUUUCCACUCUAAGUUCAUUCGUUCUGGCUAUGACUCUAUAUCCUGACGUCCAAGUGAGAGCCCAGGAAGAGAUCGAUCGUGUCAUCGGUGCAGGUCGACUACCUGAUUUCAGUGAUCGUAAUUCUCUACCAUAUGUUGAGGCAGUCGUGCGCGAAUCUUUACGCUGGCAUCCCGUGUUACCAAUAGCCUCUCCGCACCGCCUCUUGCAAGAUGAUGAAUACAAUGGCUAUUUCCUUCCAAAGGGCACCUUUGUAAUCGGAAACAUAUGGGCUAUGUUGCAUGACCCCAUGGUGUACCCGGAUCCCGGAGCAUUCAAGCCCGAGAGGUUCCUGAAGGACGGGGUGAUAGACCCAACUGUGCGAGAUCCGACUGUUGCAUGUUUUGGUUUCGGGCGGAGGAUAUGCCCAGGCCGGCUUUUAGCGAAGGAGUCGGUCUGGAUUACUGUCGCAUCUCUUUUGGCAACAUACAAGUUUUCAAAGGCGAUUGGGCCUGAUGGAAAACCUAUCACUCCGAAAGAAGAUUAUAUCCCAGGAACAAUUAGUUACCCUAAACCAUUUGCAUGCGACAUGCGACCCCGUUCUGCGGAAUACGAGGCCUUGAUUAUGGCCUCGUCGAAUGAAGACUAAAUACACGAAUCUCUAUGUAAUGCCGAAUUGGAUGUGGCACACUAUCUUUAGAUCUGUUCCGUGUCAACAGUCGAAAUGUUAGCUACACAGUUUUUUUCAAUACUGAUUGUAUUGGAGUUUC
Messenger RNA from Somion occarium, 2778 nucleotides. NCBI's taxonomy places the organism in Eukaryota, Fungi, Basidiomycota, Agaricomycetes, Polyporales, Cerrenaceae. The record is from the annotation of a GenBank genome assembly.